This is a messenger RNA of Mycena citricolor, 849 nucleotides long. The record is from the annotation of a GenBank genome assembly. NCBI's taxonomy places the organism in Eukaryota, Fungi, Basidiomycota, Agaricomycetes, Agaricales, Mycenaceae.
CUCAUCUCGACUUCCAUGUCUGGCGCUACGAAACGAAGCAGCGCAUCUCAAGGCGGGAGCGACAGGCGCAAGAAAAAAUACCGCUCUGAUGGGACCCCAAUCUGGGGCAAACGCUUUAUUGACGGACCGGGGAUCUGGGUAACUUGCGCGAAAGGCAAGGAAAAGCAAGCUGUCGGGGAGAUAUACGACCUGUUCAACACCCUGGGGGAAGAGAUGUGGCCCGAGAAACAAGACGCUGCGGAUACAAAGUCGGAUGAUGCCGAGGACGAGGAAGAGCUGAGCAUCGAGGCCCAGAUCGCGAAUGAAGUUUCUGCGAUGAAGAAACCGAAAGCGGAACAACGGUUCGCAAACUGCCAGACCAAUACCCCCUGCCUGAUCUUCAUAUCCUGCAAAUCACCGGUCGAUCCCGUCGCGCUCGUCAUGCGAUACCUGCAUGACGUCGCGAAAACGGGGAUCACGCACACGCGCCACUGCCUCCGCUUCUGCCCCGUCUCCGCCAGCUCGGUCACGAACAUGCCCGAAAUCGAGGCCGUCUGCCGCAAACUAUUCGAGCCCGUAUUCAAGGAGGAGAAAUUGAAGUACAAAAUCGAGCUCAAGAUGCGCAACCACACGACUAUCCCGCGUGACGCGCUGAUUGAAGCGAUCGCAAAAUGUGUUCCGGACGGCCACUCGGUCGACCUCAGUAACCCGGACGUGUUCGUCUUGGUCGAAUUGUUCAAGAGCGUGUGCGGUGUGUCGGUUGUGCGCGAAUAUAAUCGGUUGCACAAGUUCAACGUUGUCGAAAUCGCGAGUGCCCGCGCCAAGAAGGAGGAUGGGCCCGAGGAAACUUCGAAUAGAAUAGCAUCGUAA